AUGCCCUUUGCCAAUACAAUAAAACUAUCUGUGCUGCUGCUUCUCUCACAAGGCGCAUCCCCGGACCUGGUGGGUAGUAAAGGGGUGGCUGCAGUACACUUGGCUGCUGGCAAAGAGACUGAGAAGAACACACGCUGUUUGAAGAUGUUGCUGCAAUAUGGAGCGGACCCCAAUAUCAGGUCAUCAGAUGGCCUGACUCCUCUUCACAUUGCUGCACUUUGGGGAUGUUAUCAAAAUCUAAAGCUGCUCUUGAUGAAUGGAGGGAACCCGAACAUUAAACAUAAUGAAGGAAUACAACCGGGGCAGCUUGCACAGCAACAAGAGAAUCGAAAAUGUGCCCAGCUCCUUCAGGAGUACCAGUUUAGCUCAGUGGCCACAGAGGAAGACGAAAAUGCAUGCAUACAGGAGGAUUUGUGUACUGAUGAUGAUGUGUUCGGAUCACAAGCAAAUGAACAUGCUGCUAUAACUGAUUGCAGAAUCUUCCCCUCUAGAAGAGACACUCUCCCAGCAUUUCCCUGCAGGCGAGCAAGUCGCAAGAGUGUGAGCUUCAGAGAUGUUGAUGAAUAUUUCCCAGUGUUUAUUCCUGAAUCUCCCAAACAACAGCCUGGUGCUGAUGGCAGCCCGUGCACCAGCAACUCACCCUUUGACAUGUCUGAGUACUCUGACUUCCUGGAUUCCGAACGCAUGGCCACUGUUUUACAGAAGCAGGGCAUCGACGUCACAUCGCCAGAUCACGUUUAUGUUUUCUGCAGAGAGAGCAGUGAAAGCCCAGAAGAGGACAUGGAGAAAACGGUCAUCAGUCACUGUGUUCUGGCAGAGAGUGAUGAUGAACAGGACGAUGAAUAUGUAAAAGAGGCUCAGGUGAAUAUACCAGAACAGCCAGUCCUUUUCUAUGUUGGUAACAGCAGCAGUGGGUCCGGUAGUAGUUAUUAUAGUAGCUGUGAGAGCGACCAUUACACUAGUGCACUGGAUGCUUCUCUACACCCCAGACAUCUUUUACUCCCCGCUGUAAAGGGAGGUUCUCUUGCAGCAGAAUCCGACACAAAGAUUCAGAUUUCUACGGACUCUGAUUCUGAAUUUGCAAGGCAAGACUGGACUUCACCACCAGUUCAAACAGAAGCCCAGAUGGAUUCAAAACCUGAAACUAAAGAGCAUGUACAGGGUAUGUCUGACAAACCAGUGUUGUCUGAGACGCACCUAAACAAUGAUUUGUUUGAACCUUGCAGUAGUCCUGUUCUUGACACUUCAAGUGAACGUGGUGUUAAUCAGCCUUCGACAGACAACCUAUCGAAUGAUGUCGCUGAGGCAUUACUGGAAAACGUCAACCUUCCAUUCACACCAAGUCCUUUUGUAACAGGCAGGACUCGCUCGAGGUUGAGUCGCUGCUCACUGAGAACUAGCCGACCCGCCGAGAGCGACUUCAUCACGUCUUCUUUGUUUGAAGCGACCCUCCCCACAGCAGUCCGAACACGCCGCCAGACGCCCAGAUCUCAGAGCAGUGUAGACUUUUACAGUUCCCCACAUGCACCUUGUUAUCCACCAUCCUAUUCAGGGAAUGACACAGUAGGAGGAGACAUGUUUCCUGCUGAUCGCAAGGACACUCGCAAGUCCAGUACCCUCAGAGCUGGUUCAUGUGUUAGCAAUAGCCAAGCUGACACGCUCAUCCUCUCCGAGAGCGUCACUGAUUCUGCUUCUGAAUCCCAGACUUUGUCUGACACAGUCAUACUGGAGGAAAACCAGGACACUUCAAUGAAUGCUUAUGAAAGAAACCUUGCAGAGGUUAUACUGGCCAUGCAAGGCCACGAUCUUGCUAAUGCAAGGGAUUUUCUGACUGAUGACCUGACAAGUACAGAUGAGGCAACAACAAAGAAUCACGUAAAUGAUGCUCCUGGUAAUGACAAAUUAGAUCGCCUCAGAAAUGAUGUCUGGAACACUGACGACUCCAGUUCUCAGGUGGACUCUGUCUCAUCUUCAUCCAGCUCCACCUAUUUUUCCCCAAGGAGGUCCAGAGAAGAUUCCGACCUUCCUUGCACUCCAGGGACCGGAUGCACCCCCAGGUACAGCAUGAGCCGACUGUCCAGCUGCACUCAGGCCUCAGCACCUGGAACCAUCCUUUAUGGACUGGCGCUCCAUGCAGAUGGACAUGGUGAAGGAAGGAAAAGAAAACCAGACGCCCCAGAUGGUGCUAAAAGAGGAAGAAAGGAUGAAGACCUGCUGGUGCCAGAGACACAAGGGAUGACGGACAAGGAGCUGAGAUUGAGGCUACUCGAGCUGGGGGAGAGCCCGGGCCCAAUCAGCUGCCGUACCAGGCCGCACUUAUAUGCGAAGGCUGUGUCGCCUUAUUUAGGUUAUAGUCCAGAAUUGUGUCGGGCCCUGCGGACCUUCGAGCUGCCUGAUUGCCAGGUUGAUGAGCAAGCAUUGUGCCAGCAGUUUGACCAGCCAGACCAAAACAAGUGGAGGGAGGGCAUCAUCAAGUCCAGCUUCAACUACCUGCUGCUCGACCCGAGAGUGACGAAAAACCUCCCAUUUCGCUAUCACACCAUGACAGCACAGGAGUGUUUCCAGACUUUUAUCCACGCUAUAUUUUAUGUGGGUAAAGGAAAACGCUCUCGCCCCUACAGCCACCUGUAUGAGGCUUUAGAGUACUUCAAAGGAGACAAGACUUCAAAGAAUUUGUGCCCCAAAGUGCAGCAUAUCCUUCAGGUGUGGAAUGCCGGGCAGGGCGUCAUCUCUCUGCAUUGUUUCCAGAAUGUCAUUCCAGUGGAGGCUUACACAAGAGAGGCCUGCAUGGUGGAGGCCAUCGGACUGAAGAUGCUCACCAAUCGGAAGCGAGGGGAUUUCUAUGGCGUGGUGUCCAACUGGCAGGUGAAGAAGAAACGGGACCUAGGCGUCCACCUGCUCUACCGCGCCAUGCAAAUCUUUCUGGCGGAGGGUGAAAGACAGCUCAGACCAGCAGACAUCAGACAGAAGUGACUCCCACUGGAGGAAGCUACGAACAGCAGCACAAUGCCGGUGCACAAAGGAGGCCACACCACUAGCUCAGGGUACAAAGUCAUUCUUUUGAAUAAUGACAAUAGUCAUAAUCACAAUUCAGGUGGGGUUUACAAAAUCAAGCUCUCUGGAGCUGUUACCCACAAUGUAAUUGUCUUUCUGCUAUAAAUGUACACUGAUAUUUCAAUCCUACAGCAAUUUACCGCCAGUUAUGAUCAUCUCAUUUGUUGUUGUUGUUUAAAGUAAGUCCACUUCUGAAAAAGUGUUUCGUAUAAUAUCAACACUGCCUGAUUUCUUUGGAGAUAGAUUUCUUCAUUACAUUGGAUUUAAUCAUCUGCCCAGAUGUGACACUACUAAUGAUUCCUCAAAAAACUUAAAGGGUGGAAUCAUUUAUAAAUAAAAUAUAUGGGUUUAACAAACAUGAACACAAUCAAAGUUAGGAGACUGCAAGUCUUUCAGAAGUCACCACAAAUAAGCUAGUUCCCAAAAACAUUGUCCCCAGACAGACACUUGGUUCUCUGUGGUACUAAUUACAGCUUCAAAUGGUUCCACAACACAUUCAAAGGCAUUUCAGUAUAAUUAAUUAGCUUGUGUCACAUUGCACAAAAACAAUUUAAUUCAGAAAAAAGUGUAAAUGAUCUGGGUGUUAUUUACAAAAUAAGCUUGGUAGAUAUUCAUGUACUUUUUGUAGUGGUUCAAUGUAUAUGAUGUAAGUUUAGCAGAGGCUGGCACUAGUUCUUAGCAUUAUAGCUUUUAAUGGAUAAAUCAAUAAUGAAUAGUUUAGUUUUAAUAACUUCAUCCGUAAAAUGUGAUAUGUGCUUACAUGGCUGGUAUUCCAUGUCUUUUGUUGUGCUACUUAUUAUUGUUAUUGUUAAAAAUCAGCUGUGUGUGUGUGUGUGUGUGUGUGUGUGUGUGUG
Cyclopterus lumpus (lumpfish) is the source of this 3908-nucleotide messenger RNA. It is a transcript of the gene ankle1, whose product is annotated as ankyrin repeat and LEM domain containing 1. Lineage: Eukaryota; Metazoa; Chordata; Actinopteri; Perciformes; Cyclopteridae. The record is from RefSeq and is a predicted model, not a curated record. Gene Ontology annotation, molecular function: endonuclease activity; protein binding.